UUGUUUCACUGUUUGUAUGUAUGGGUGUGUGUGUGGGUGUGUGUGUAUAGGUAUAUUGAUGGGGUAAAGUUUUCGCACAUCGUCGUCUUCACCAUUGGCUCGUAAUCCCUGUGAUGAAUGAUAGGACGGCAUGCGGAAGCGUGCGAGUGCUGGAAAAUGUUAGUUUUCCCGGUGAGGGUUCAGAGUGUUCUUGUUUGCUUCGCAUGAAAUUCUUACCUCGUGCAGCUGUGUGCGAGUGGGGCUGCGAGUGAGAUGUGUUUCCCGAUGACGAGAGCGUGAAAUAAACCAGAUGGCCCGAUAGACGCGGGCGAACAGUUUUGGCACAACGCGUGUAAAUCUGUUCGCCAUCACUUCGCGUGGAGAAAUAUUGUCGAGCUGUGGUGAAAGUUGAAAUCGGUUCGAUUGAAUAGCCGCUUGAAUUACGUUCAAUGGAGCACCGAAACAUGAUGGGUGGUUAAAUUGAAGCGAACACGAACAGGAAUGUUAAUGUGUUUUGUUGUUUUUUUAAAUAUCGAUGGAGACGCAUGGUGGCUGUUGUAAAAAAAAAUUUAAUAAACUGAAGUUGUAAAUAAAUGACUCAAAAUAGCACAUAAAAAAAACUACUGAAUUCCAGUACGGGAACAUAAAUUUACAUGCUCACUGUGUUUUAUAGCUAGGCGGCCGCGAUAUAAAGCAUAAAACAUUCAGCUCAUGCAUACACUUCGCGAACGCCACUAACGGGGGAAACUGGUCCCCAUCGAUAACCUGACAGUUGUUUUCACCCCAUCCCAUCGUACACCCGAAAGGCAAAUUGAUAUUCCCAAAGCAGUAACAAUUUUGCAUCCCCGAAAAUAGAAUCGCACGAAAACAGCACCGCGCGCGUGUGGAAAACAAAUAGAAGUGAUUGAACGAAAUACUGCUCACACACAUACACACACUCACACAUGCAUUAGUGGACGCGUAUGUUUUGGUCGUAAAAGUUUCCAUCGAGUGGGUGGAUAAAUAGCAACAACAACAACAAUAAAACGAAGCACGAAAAGCUUCUCAGGAUCGAAGCAUGCUUCGGAUUUUGUUAUUUGUGUGAGUGUGUGAGAAAAUCGGUCGAGCGGUGAGUGCGUUACCAUACCAGUGAGUGCCAACCAUACCGCGGAUGAGUGGUGGAAAGUUGUUGUGUACGGCGCGUUGCUACUGGUAAGAGGGUUAGCUCCCUUGUUCCUGCACGUGCGCGCCCCUAUCGUAGUGUGUCACCUUCGGGUGCCAUGUGCUUUUGUUUACGACCCACGUGCUUCGCUGGAACGUCGCUAACGUCGCAUUCGACUCACGGCUUUGGUGACGUCACAUCGGUGGUAUCCUUGUUCGUCGUUUUCGUCGUCGUCGUCGUCGUCGUCGGUGGCAGCGCGUGUUGGACGCUCUCCGAUGGUCUGUAACAGCAGCAGCAGAAGCAGCAGUAGUAGUAACGCGGACAGUAGCGAUGGUUGUACGGUUACGACUGGUCGAUCCACUACCACGCGUAGUGCCACUGUGUGAAUGUACAUCCAGUGGAUAGGCUGGCUGGCGCGCUUUACGCUGCUGGACAACGCUGCCAGUGUGGUGUGUCCUCCGUUGGAGUGAAGAAGAGCGUUCGCGUCUUUCGCGGUAAGGCGAACGUGCUGUUUGGAGGUCGUCUGUGACCUGCUGCUGUGUUUGUGUGUAUUGUGUGCGUGUGUGCGCGUAUUUUUAUUAUUAGAAGCUUCCGUUGCCUCUCUGCCGCCUUUCCGUUCGAAAGCGCGUGGUAUCCGCCCGCCUUCCCUUGUUCUCUCCGCCGUGGAUUGUGCACAUGACCGGCGAACCAAUGACUACCCGCGGCACCGUUGCUGGACGAGCACUCCAUCUACAGCCACCGCACGCCAACCAUCCCCUCCAGGCACUGCGAACGGACGACAUCGAGGUGCAGGUGCUGGAGCAAGGGAUCGAGCUUUGUAGUAGCGAACGAAAGACUAACGCCACCAGCGGUCCGACAGCCAGCAGUAGCAGCAGUAGUGGCCCAAAACCUCCCACAAAUUUCGGCCGUGGCCGGGUCAGCCUUCAAUCAUCCACCACCGGUACCACGUCCCUUGUGACGGGCACCAGCGGACUUGGGUCGGGAGGGUCCAAUGGUCCAGCGGCGGCACCCAGUGGCCCAGUGCCGCCAGGUUCUCGGAUAGCUUCCCUCAAAAACCCCGUCGGAUGGGUAUGCUGUGCACCGUGCAUUUGGCUCCGGAGUUCCUCGGCCGUUCACAAAAUGGCAAUUACGGCUGCCACACUCCUGGUGACGUCACUGCUCGUCGCCUCGCCAAUACUGUUCCUCAUAUCGGCCGCACCGUCCCAGCUGCCACGCGAUUGCUUUGGGGCCGAUGAGGACGACUGCCAUCCAACGCCGGCCCCGCCGCCGGUCUGCGCGGAUCCGAUCUGCCGAGCGGCGGCCAUUAGCAUAUCGUCCCGCAUGAACUGGGAUGUGGAGCCGUGUCGGGAGUUCAAGAACUACAGCUGCUCCACGAUGGAGAGCAGUUUGCGGGCGGUUAAAAGCGCACAGGAACUAGCCGACGCGCAGAUGCAGCAGCUGCUAUCGCUUAACACAACCAGUGGGAUUUUCCGUAAGCUGGGCCGGCUGUACGGUAGCUGCCUGCGGCAGGAGCUGAACGAUACUAGCAUCCGGAGGCGGUUGGAUCAGCUCGGCGGCUAUCUGCACAUCGGAUCGGUGGGACCACAAAGCAUAUCGCCAUUGGUAGCAAAGAUCCAAGCAAUUGGGCCGCUGCCAUUGAUCGGCAUCUACUACGAUCUCAGCUACGGUCGCAAACCCCAGACGCUGCUGAUCAUCGAUGGACCAAAUACGCCACCAAACAUACUCGAGAACCCUGUGCGAUGGAAUGGACCAAGGGCGCCGCCCUAUGACGUGGAGGAGGUGCCGGACCUGCUGGACGAACUAAUCAAUACGUUUCUACCGUUAGGGUUGAGCAGCGACCAGCGCCAAUCGGAACGGAACCUUAUUUUUAGCUUUAUUCGUGAACUGAACCAGAUCCGUCGAAAUUAUGUGCAGAAGGACUUUACCAGCAGCUACGUGCUUAACAACGUGACAGCCCUGUCUAACGCCCAUCCUUUCCUCAUCUGGACCGAGCUUGUACCGGGCAACUGGACGGGACCGAUCGUAAUUCGAAGUCCCGAGUACCUGCGCCAGCUGCGGAAGCUGCUGCUCCAGUACCAGAACCGGGUCAUCCACAACGCGCUGCUGAUGCUGUUCGCGCUCAACACACUUCCUCCGGGCCGACCGUCGCCGUUGGUUUGCACGCGUGCAACCAAUUGGGCCCUGCCCGAGGUCACAUCGGCACUGUUUGUGGCUCAGUACAGCGAGGAGGUCAUACGGCACGCCAUCCAGCGGACGGAAGAGAUGUUCGAGAACAUGAAGCAACAUCUGAAGCGGGCUCCAUCGCUACGAGGCGCUGCACUGGUGCGUCUGUCUCAGCUAAAGGUACAAGCGAAGGUUUGGCCAACGCUGUUCAACCGGACGGAGAUUGCUUCCGUGCUGGAUGAGCUCGAAAUCAGCUCGGACAAUUGGUUCGAAAAUGUGCUUAAAAUCUACGAAAUCAACAACAAUCGCACGAAGGCGGUAAACUUUACCGUGGACUCUUCCCAAACGGCAUACGCGUACCCGCAAAUAUCGAAAGUAUUCUACGACACGCUGUCACACUCGAUCGUCGUACCGCUGUCGGUGAUCCUGGUGCCGUACUUUAACCCAGUGCUUCCACCGUACUUGCACUAUGCCUCCCUCGGCACGACCCUCGCCAAAGAGAUCCUGCGCUCGAUCACGAAAGCGUUCGAGACGAAGAUCAUGCAGUGCGUCCCGGGCGCUGUCAGCGUCUUCUCGAACACGAGCCGCAUGGAGCUGCUGAUUCAUUCCGGCGGACUGCAGAUCGCUUACCACACACUCCUCUCCCUGUCCGGACCGAUCAAGGGCAUGAACCGGUUGCUCGGGCUGAGCUUGACGCCGCCGCAGAUCUUUUUCCUCAUCUCCGCCCAGCAGCUGUGUGCCGAAUCCGACUACAUUGGGAUCGAUGUGAAUUCGAGUGAUUUUGAUGAAAUACUGGCCUGGCUCAUAUCGCAGGGUGGCAGUGCAUCCGAUGUCUUUCAGUGUCAUUCGACCACUAAGUUAAGUUACCAGAAGAAUUGCGAUAUAUGGUAGGUGCGGAGCGAAGGAGUGCAUUCCCUGCGCACCAUCUCUUGGAUCCAAACCGUGUAUCCCAUCGGUAGAGUAGCUAGUAGUUGUGUGUGUGUGUGUGUGUGUGUGUGUGUGUGUGUGUGUGUGUGUGUGUGUGUGUGUGUGUGUGUGUGUGUGUGUGUGUGUGUGUGUGUGUGUGUGUGACAGAGAACUGAGACAAAACGUGGUAAAACACGGAUAAAGUUCUAGUGAUAAUGAAAGGAGCAAUCUUUGGUAGGAAAAUAAGUAUUAGAGACAAACAAAAAAUGCAGUGGACUAAAAACAUUGUUAAAAAAACCACGCGAGUGUUGCACACUAAAUUAGGGGAAAAUAUGGAAUUUUAGCAAAAAGAAGUAACGUGAUAGUGUUUAACAUUGACUAGGAGUGUUGAAUACUCGCAAAUGUAAUUUAUCUUUAAUUCUCUACCACGGAAGGAGAAAGAAAGGCAUGAUAGGGCUGGAGAGUUAAAAAAAACGUACAAAUCGUUGCGCAUAUCGUCAAAGCUUUCGUAUGAUGAUUUUGCAAUGAUUUUGCCAUGUUUUACAAUAUCCUUCCACACGCGCAGCUGAGUCAGCAUGCGACCCAUGCAUGAUCGUGCCCGUAGCGCUAGAACUAACAGAUAAGUCAAUUAAGUUAUCGGCUUGCAGUGGUCGUCAUUGCGUUUGUUUGCGCCUCUCUAUUAGUCUAAGAUCGUUGUUAGUUAACAGUUGUUCUUGGUGGGUGUGUUUUUCGGUUUUGUUCCACAACAAUGAGCAAAGCUCUCGCAAAGCAGAUUGCUUAGCAGAUUGUUUCGUACCGCGGUGGAGGUUGAGCUAGAGGCAGAUAGUUUAUUAGCGUGUACAUUGUUGACAGACCGUGACAAUAUUUCCACCACCGAAAGCUGGAGGCUGGAGGGAGGGUAACUAGUGAGGCUUAUUGUAGGGCAGAUUAAGCUGUUAGGAAUAGAGAGUGGUGCAUUUUGAUGAGAACGAAUGUUAGGUUUUUAUUUUUAAUGGCCUGUAAAAGGGGGAGAAAAACACACACACACAGAGAUACCGUAUGUUAAGGGGCCACUCCGGAAAGGGAAGGCGCCACUUGGAAGGGAAGGAUAGGGAGUAUUUGUUACUACUGUAACCACUGUUGUAACCUAGCGUUGUGCAUUUGAUAUUAUGAUUUUCCGGGUGGACGUUCACAUUCUAUAUACACAUAUACACAUAUAGUGGUUGAGAACUGUCCGGUUAGUAGUGUAAGAGUAGAUCAGCACGUAGUACGGUAGUGCCGUUGAAUAGUGUACGGUGGUGUAUAUAGUGGAUGACGAUAGACAUUGUUUUGCGUGUUUAGAAGAAAGUAAGAAAGAGAAGAUUACAAUAAUUAAAAACACACACACACACACACACACACACACACAAUGAAACAAAACCAAUUUCAAACGUCCUAAGAUUGUUCUUUUGCCAGUGCAUUAGUAGGACGUAGUAGGACAGCAACACUAAACACACUCGAUGAUGUAAAACGCUCGGAAUUGAACACUACAUUUAGAGGGAAAAUAGAGAGGAAAGUAAUUCAAAACAAGAAACUACUGAUGCUGGGACUCACCGAUAUCAACGUAGAACUGUAGCUAACACGAUGUUUAAGGAUGGAUUAGCCAACCGAUAGGGAAUUGACCGAACACGAACAAUCCGAUCACAAACAAACACACUAGUAGUUGUUGUUCCAAACGAACGAGGAAGCCCGAAAGGACAGAAGUGUACCUUAAUGUUACUUAAAAGCGAUAUAUCCCGGAAGAACUGAGUGUGAAGUGCUGUGCGACAGUAUGCACUAGCAAUCAUAGUUGAAAAAAAACAAAAACCACCACAAUCACGGACAUGCCACAUCCCGAACCACCCCCGGUAAUAGUGCAUGGUAAUGGUAGCUCAUUUUAUUAGACAUCCUUUUACGGAGCAAGAACACCAACACUUGCGGGGGGGACUUGUUCGACUGUAGAACGUAAACCACGACACAUAAAACCUGCGAUAGAGCGAUGGACUGUAGAGAACGAGACACCUUUUAAAAGCCACAUUUAGGAUGUGUAGAUGAAUCACUCACAAAUUUUACGACACAGCUAUCCAACCCUAGGCAAAACCCGUCUGCAAUUACAUCCCCUUUCGUUUGUAACGAAUUAUCCCAAACGUAACGUAUUGCUGGCAGACGGAAUGGUAGCAAUUUUAACACUAAAAUCCCACUGAGAGCUUAAUGACAAUUAUGGCACAUCAAAGGCCACGCACCGUUUGUGUGUAUUACAGCUGAUUGUUAUUGAUAUUGAUUUGGAAGUAUUCCUGCCCAGACCACACCUAACUUGAACGGAUAUGAAUGUAAGUAAAGGGGUAGGGAUGGGGUGGGGGGGGUAGUUAGUGAAAGCCCGAUCACGCGAUCACGGGACUGGGCGUGGUAAACCUUUAUAGCAAUCCUUAGCAAAUCGUGCCAAACAAAGAGAAAAUCAGUUGCAAAACGAAGUAUGUAUGUGUGUGUGUGGAUGUUAGAGUUAAUAAUAGUUUAAUUAGCAAUCAAGCCGUUCAAAGCGUUAAGAAACGAAGGCACGAGAAUGAACUGUUGAUAAUUAUUUCAUUUGGCGCAUGAAAAGCGAAACAAGACGCAACUGGAGAGCGAUAAAUACUGAGAUAGAAUUUAGCAAUAAAUAAAACAAUGUUCGA
Molecule: messenger RNA, 6855 nt
Organism: Anopheles merus
Lineage: Eukaryota; Metazoa; Arthropoda; Insecta; Diptera; Culicidae
Product: neprilysin-3
Exons: 10
Coding region: 1796-4174 (792 amino acids)
Biological process (GO): protein processing
Cellular component (GO): plasma membrane
Molecular function (GO): metalloendopeptidase activity
Source: RefSeq, a predicted model, not a curated record